GCUAUUUGCAGCAUCAGUUGAUCCCGGCAUCACUUGCCUUUGCAUAAUAGUCGUUUUUUUAAAAGAAGAAAAUCCACCUGACAGUCUAUCUGAUGUGCAAUUCUCAGUUCCGCUCGGGAUUUUAAGGUCUCUUGAACACAUCGGACGUAGGAAGUGUUGCGCCCACAUGGGCAGCGUCCUGGCUUUGUCUUCCGGUCCGGGCCAUCACAACUGGCCUUUCUCCACGGACCCCCCACCUUCCCGCUGGGACGGUCAUCCUGCUCACUGGGACAGUCCACCACGCUGGGAGAGGAGAGAUGGCCGCCUACCCAACCCAGGAAGCUUUCACUCUCUCCACAGGAGCUGCAAAGAUGUUUUCCCUCAACAGAUUGAGGGUGUUAAGAUGAUCGUCAAUAAAACUCUGAGCAGCUUCUUCAAGGUCAGUCACACUCUACAUCUCAGUGCUGUUAGUCCUUCGUACUAUCGAUUCCACGUGGAGCAUCUGCAGUCUGACGAUUACAGCAAAGACAAGGAUGCCCCAGCACUGAUCGGUGAAAUGGACUCUUCAGGUAGCCUGAACGCUCAUGCUCUGCUGCACCUCUCUGAGCGUGUACGAGCCAGAACAGUGUUCCAGACUCAGCAGUCCCAGUUCGUAACGUGGCAGUUUGAGACUGAGUACAGGGGGAACGACUUCACAGCUGCUGUGACAGUAGCCAACCCAGACAUCCUCAGAGAGUCAGUUAUCCUUGUGGCACACUUCCUGCAGAGUGUGUCUUCUGGACUUGUGUUAGGAGGGGAGCUGGUCUACCAUCGGGGACGAGCAGAGGAAGGAGGAAUUCUUACUUUGGCUGGACAGUACUCGCGACCAAAUUGGGUGGCGACUCUGAAUGCUGGGAAAGGAGGUGCCCAUGCCAGCUACUACCACCGAGCCAACAAACAGAUCCAAGUUGGAGUGGAGUUUGAGGCCAGUACCAGGACGCAGGAGACCACAACCUCGUUCGGGUAUCAGAUGGAACUCCCAGAGGCCAACAUGGUAUUUCGAGGUAUGAUAAACAGUCGGUGUAUAAUAGGAGGCGUGUUGGAGAAGCGCCUGACCCCGCUCCCUGCCACCCUGAUUAUGGGUGCCUUUGUAAAUCACAGAGGUGACAAGCUGCAAGUGGGCCUAGGUGUCAAUGUGGGAUAAUCCUCCUGCUGAUAUUACAACUAACUGUCAGGACAACCGUCCAGAGACUAGAGACUUCAUAAUGACCUGCUCUUCUAAGGUUUAUCAGCCUCAGUAAAACAUUUGGAACCGCCUGAGUAUGGUGGAUUUUUUUUGGGUGUUGAAGCCCAAAAUUUUCCCUUAAAUCGAUGCAUCUCAUCUUGCAACCUACCUCUCAAAAUGGAGGUGAUGUUUUCUGAUUGGGUGACAAUAGGAUUACACAGGAAGACUGGAUCAACAUUUUGAGGGGCACAACUGACUUGAGAUAAGUUAUUGUCUCCCUGAAACCAGACUGUACAUCACCUUCUGGACCAUGGAAACAGAAAGGAUAAGAGGCAUACUGUACUGUAAACUGCAAGUAAAUAAAUGUUUUGUACUGUAAGUAGUUGUAAAGAAACUUUAUGGAUAUAGAUAACAUUAAAAGAUAAAAGGGUUUUUCAUGUUUAACCCAUUUACUAGAAUUUAUGUUUACCUGAUCUGCCUGCCAUUUUCUACAACACAUUGUUGUUUGUAAAAUUAAUACUGACUAAUAUGACUUUUCCCAUCCUGCAGGCAGCCAUCAUUUAAAAAUCAAUUCUUGCAAACAGCAUAGCUCAUCAUUGCAACACUUUUUGGCAUCUGUUUCCUAUAUCUUGAAUUGAGGCUGGAGCUUCCAAUUGCUUGACACCAAUGUGGAUAUGGUUUGAAACAGUUGCUGCGCCCAGCAUUACCACACGGUACUAACAGCUGAUUAAAUGUCCACUGAUUCAUUAUCUCAAGCAAGUUUCUGAGAUGAUUUUUAACCAUGUUUAUCAAUCUAGAAACAAACUGGUCCCCAGUUAUGUCCGCUCUGUGUGAGUUUUAGUAAAUGGAUGACAUCAUGCUAAAACACCAGUAUGAUCCCUAAAAGUGUGUGUAUGCUUUUGAGUUUCAUUGUCAUCUUUUGUUUGCCAGCUUAUAAACGUAUGUGGGAGCUCUACACACGAAGUAGCCCUUUGACUCUUAAAGAAAAGGUGCUGCACCAUAUAAACUAAACCCAACUGAGGGAUGUGAGUGGCUGUGCACUAACUCUGCUGAGCCAGGACUGUACUGUAUGUAUAUAUAUAGAUGAAGGCUUGUGGAAACACUGACCUGUAUGCAACCUGCACUAUUCACGCUGCUUCUGGGCAUUGCCAGUCCUGUUAAACAUUAUGAAAUGUUGCAUAUGUAUUAUUUAUACAUUAUGUAAUAUAAGCAUG
Toxotes jaculatrix (banded archerfish) is the source of this 2397-nucleotide messenger RNA. RefSeq lists its product as uncharacterized. The record is from RefSeq and is a predicted model, not a curated record. The coding region runs from base 167 to 1162 and encodes 331 amino acids. Gene Ontology annotation, cellular component: mitochondrial outer membrane; mitochondrial outer membrane translocase complex. Lineage: Eukaryota; Metazoa; Chordata; Actinopteri; Toxotidae. Gene Ontology annotation, molecular function: transmembrane protein transporter activity. The transcript has 10 exons. Gene Ontology annotation, biological process: protein import into mitochondrial matrix.